Molecule: messenger RNA, 1620 nt
Organism: Pocillopora meandrina
Lineage: Eukaryota; Metazoa; Cnidaria; Anthozoa; Scleractinia; Pocilloporidae
Source: the annotation of a GenBank genome assembly
AUGGCGGUGGCAAUGGUAAGAUGUGUCAUCCAAGGUUUGUGGAGAAAACAGGUUUUAACAGCAAGAAUUUGUACAAGUUUAACAGCUCAACCAGCAUGUUUAUUUUCAAGUGAAUCAGGUAAAGUUCAGAAAGGUUAAUUUGUUGUAAGGUUAGACUAAAAGUACUUGAUGUCCAUAGGUAUAAGUUACGAUUGUUGCUUCGUGCUUGCGUGUGCAGGCACGGCUUGCUUGCUUAGUUGAUUAGUUCAAGUCACGUCCCCCUUCAUUUCCAGAGGGAAUUUAUAUGGAUUGGGACUACAACUGAUGCUUUACUCCUUCUCUCGAUGUGAAAGCAGAAGAAACCAAGUUUUGAUCUUUGUGUAAUCCGUGAAUCGACUAAGUGAUGGAGUUUGAAUUGUUUUAACGCCAUCGAUUUGCUUCUUUGCUGUGAUGACUAUGUUGACAAAACUUAAGAAUGCAGGGCCUUUUAUUAACACCUAAUCGAAUCGUAUUACUAGUAUCUAUGAGGUAUUCCUUGCUUUUCAAAGACUAGUGACAAGGUGGACUUUAAUUUAGUAGUGUUAUAUUCCCAAGUUGCCCUUCUUAGGUUAAUUCGACGAUGGCCUCUACAUCAACCUUAUAGGGUACCGGUUUUUUUCUAACGUUUUAAAUUUGCCUUUAAUUCUUAUUUCACAUAUCGAUUAACAGCUUUGAAUGAGUGUGAAAAGAGUUGAUUUAUGGCUUUUCUUGGUAAGCUGUGAGGGGGCAAUUACUGUAUGUCACAUUCCUACCGUGAGCUUGGUCUUGGUCUUACAUGAUAAAAGGGGGACCCUGUGCAACUGUGUUUAACACAUACUCCUCAUCAGUCAUUGACUACAAGGUCUGGUUGGGUUACUACCUGGAGUCUGUGAUGUAGUGCCACUCAAUACUUAAGGAAGUCACAAUUCUUGGCUUAUUGAGUUGACAUGAUCUUCCUGUUUAUUUAUUUAUUUGUUUAGAGUUUUCUUUCACAAAUGUAGUUGAAGGACAAAUUAAACAAUUAACACAGGAAUAAUCUAUAUGCCUGACUGGAAUAUGAUUCAGGCAAUCAAGUUUCAUUUAGAGAAGUCUGCUUCAUCCUGGGAGAAUUCCCCAGUCAUUUCUUAACUACAUGCCCAGAACUUGGCAAACCAGCAUGGCUCAUCCAAGCUUUCACCAUAAAGCAAGACCACCUGAAUGUGCAUUAUAGUUCAUUUCAGUUGUUAAUCUGACCUCUUGAUCCCCCUUCUUGUUUGUAAAUUGGUUGGGCUUUAUUUUGGUUCAAUUCAAUAUUUUGUAUCCCUCAGUGCUGCAAAAUUGAUGCUUAUGGAAACAGACUUGUGCACUACAUAAGCAUGACAGGAUCUGGUACAGAAAAACUGUUUUAUUUCAUUUCUAGGUAGUGGAGAGCCAAAGCUUUGUCAAGGUAUAAAUUACUUAAAGGAUGGAUCUGACCCACCUCUGUUACCAGACAAUGAAUAUCCUGAUUGGCUAUGGGAAGUUCUUCAACCAAAACAACCAGUGGACGAAGAGCCAGAUGACUUAAACAACAAAACUUAUUGGAGAAGAUUAAGAAAGAUAAAACUAAGACAGGCAAAUGCUGCCAGGAAGAAAAGGAAGUGA